Diospyros lotus (date-plum) is the source of this 1489-nucleotide messenger RNA. RefSeq lists its product as uncharacterized. The record is from RefSeq and is a predicted model, not a curated record. Bases 164 to 739 code for a protein of 191 amino acids. The transcript has 2 exons. NCBI's taxonomy places the organism in Eukaryota, Viridiplantae, Streptophyta, Magnoliopsida, Ericales, Ebenaceae.
AAUCCCAAUAGAGAGAGAGACAGAGAGAGACAGAGGGGAGAGUAUCAGGCGGGCAAUGUGAGAGAGCGAGACAGAGAGAGCGAGAGGAAGAGAAGAGAAGAGAAGAGAAGAGAAGAGAAGAGAGGACGAGAACAGAGAGGAGAAAGGCGGGUUGGGUUCGAUCAUGUUGAUGGAGGAGUGUAUGAGGGAAUGUAUGAGAAAGCUUGCACUGUGGAAUACCCGAAACUUCAAGCCCGUCAUGGCGCACGACGAGCUGGAGCCCAUCAUGGCCACCCUCGGCUUCGUCCCGCUUCCCCUUCCGCCCUCCGCCGAUUGGAGGGAGUAUUACUAUUGUGGUUCUGCCGCCGUCGCCGCCCCCGCCCCCGACCAGCCGCCCCCAAGCCCCCGCCUUCCUUACCCCAGAAUCGACGGCCUCCACCUCCACACCUACUCCGCCUUCUUGGACGCCCUCAACUUCCAUCUCUGCCGACCGGACAUCUCUGAUAUCUUCCACAUUCGGGGGAUGCCACUCCAUAAAGUUCAUGACCGCAGCAAGAAGUGGCGUCGAAUUGAAGAAGAUGAUAGUGUCUUUGUUUACAGAGAGGGGACGCUGGAUCAAGCAGCCUGUGCCCACUAUCAGAAAAACAAAAAUGAGAAUAGCAGUGGCAUCAAGAGAAACAAUUCAAUGCUCAUCCGCAGCAAGGGCAACAAUAUGCCGAAAGCCUUGGUUGUUCCCUUGACAGACAUCAUAGGGAGAUAAGGGUAGUUUGGAUAUUUUACAUAAACCUGGUACAGAAAGAACUAGAAUAAACCUGGUCGGGGCAUUCCCCGAAUAUGUUUAGUUUAAGCCAAUUAAUUGUCUGUUUUGGGCAUAAGAACUAACAUAAGCCUGCCUGCUUUAGUGGCAUUCACAGUGCUAGGUUGCUGCUGGCCAAUGACCCAAUUUUUCUGCAAGAAUUGGAGAAAAAUGGCGGAGAGGCAUAGAUGAUGAAUGGGAUGGUGAUGUGUGUUUGGAUUUCUGUCUCUACUUUUGAACUGAAGAAAUGUUGACAAUGGUUUCUUUGGGAUGGUUGGCUGGAUGGCUGGAUGAAUGGAUGAUGAAUAUGGAUAAACUGUUUGCAAGCAGAAAAGCGGUUUAUAUCCUAUCUAAACUUCCUUGCUCCUAUAAAUCUUUCUUGUUUGCUUGAUUGAUUGAUUGUUUGUUUUUUUUUUUUUUAACCAUCAAAGAUCCUGGAUAAGCCUCAGGUGCUGCUCCUAUCUGUCACUCGGUAGUAAACCGACCUUUCUGCAAUUUGUCCCGUUUUGAAUGGCAGGCAGAAAGAAGUAUAUUUGAUUAGUGUACGAUGUAUAGUUCCUUCAAAAGGGCUUCUGGAUAGUGGUCUCUAACAUAUGGGUUAUGGGCCUUGAGCUUUCAGAAGAUUCCAAAAGAAUGUUUUGGUUUUGGUUUGGGACUGGGCCUGUCACUACGACACCUGGAAGAAGACAAUGAGACUGGGCAUCUUGUUUCUGG